Molecule: messenger RNA, 756 nt
Organism: Magnusiomyces paraingens
Lineage: Eukaryota; Fungi; Ascomycota; Dipodascomycetes; Dipodascales; Dipodascaceae
Exons: 3
Coding region: 1-756 (251 amino acids)
Biological process (GO): spindle pole body duplication
Cellular component (GO): half bridge of spindle pole body; mitotic spindle pole body
Molecular function (GO): calcium ion binding; microtubule binding
Source: RefSeq, a predicted model, not a curated record
AUGUAUUCCGGAAUAUCAUCCCAGCAGCAGCAACAGGCUGAUCAGUCUAUUCCUUCUUCAACAGCGCCUCAGUCUACUGGUGCAUUUAAUUCUAGACGCCGGACUCUUUUCAGUGGCUUGAAUAAUGCACCAGCAACUACUAAUACAAACUCAUUACCAGCAAACGACUUCAGACACCAGCUUAGCGGAGCUAGUCGAUUAUCUCAACCCUCAACACAGACACAACCUUUAGGACAAACACAAAUUCCUCAAACUCGAGAAGUUACAGAUGAUCAGAAGCAAGAAAUUCGCGAGGCUUUUGACGUUUUCGAUAGCGAUAAUGAUAACUACUUGGAUUUUCAUGAAUUUAAGGUCGCUAUGCGUGCUUUAGGGUUUGAACAUACGAAAGACGAAGUUCUUAAAAUACUUGCAGAUUUACAUCCAACAAACAAUGCGAACAGCAAUUCGUCUAAAAGUAACCCUGCGCUAAACCCCAAGACUCUGUUAACACAAGCCAUCAGCUUUGAGGAGUUUAUGCGUCUUAUGUCACAAAAAAUAUCACAAAGAGAUCCCCUUGAGGAAAUACGGCGGGCAUUUCGAUUGUUUGACGUUGAUCGCACUGGCCGUAUAGGCUUUGCUGAUCUUAAGCGUGUAGCCCAAGAAUUAGGUGAAAACCUUGAUGAUGAUGAAUUACGAGCAAUGAUUGAUGAAUUUGAUUUUGACCAGGACGGUGAAAUAAGUGAAGCCGAGUUUAUUGCUAUCUGCACUGAACACUAA